GUCUUCACUAUUAUUCUACAAUGUAGAAAAUAGUCAAAUAAAGAAAAACCCUUGAAUGAGUAGGUGUUUAAACUUUUGACCUGUACUGUACAAUGUUGUAACCUACAAGGCCUCAGGUUUUACCCACUUUGCCUUGCUUUGUUGUUAGAAUGUCUUCAAUGUCAGAAGCAGACUCCCGCUGUAAACCGGGAGACACCAUCUGUAAUAUCAGUGUGUACGAGCAAGAAGUGAUCAUCGUGCCCAUCCUCCUAUUGGCUAGCUUCCUGGUCAUGCUGGUCUUCAUCAUCCUGCUACGGUACUGUCCUGAGAAGGUGGACCGCAUCCGACCACAGAACACUAUGGCCACGUCCAGAUCACAGCGCUCCAGAAGACAACUGCACGGCAUUGAUGCUCCCCUGGGUAUCAACCCCCUGGAACAUGAGACUAUUGCUCUCGAUGCACCCUCCUACUCUACCUUCUCCCCAACUCACUCCCACCCCUCCUCAAAUUGUCUCUCCUUCUCUGUGAGGACUCCCUCUCUCCCCCCUAUCCCCCCACCCAAGACCUUUACCACAUCCUCCCCGUCCAGCCCCCUGCCCCAGGCGUUGACACGUUCCUUCACCCCUAUGGUCCAGCCCAGGGAGCUGCCUCGCCAGAGGCUGCCAGAGUCCUUCAACCUAGUGGCCUCGCUGCCCGCAGCCUUCUCCCUGCGCUCUGAUAAGGCUGUCUCCCUCUACAGGGCCCGCAUGGACAACAGGAACGCUGUGCUCCGAGUGCUCAACGACUCUGCGAGCGCCACAGAGAGGCACAACUUCCUGGGCUUUGCUUCCUUCUUGUCCCAGCUGGGGCCACACCCCUUCCUGCCGGAGCUCCUGGGCGUGGUUUCUCUGCGUGUGCCCCUAGUUACUGUUGUUGAGGAGCUAGAGAACAGAGAUUUGCUCAGCUUCCUGUGGCGGUGCAGACAGGAUGGUGUGGGCGGGGACCCUCCAUGUGAGAUCACAGAGAGACGUAUAUUUACCAUGGCCAAACAGGUAGCCUCUGCUCUGGAGUUCCUCCACAGCCGAGACCUUCUUCAUGGCAACGUCCGUGCUCACAGCGUAUUGGUCAGCCGGGAGCUGACGGCCAAGCUGUGGGGACUGGGCGGGGUCUACACCAGGAAUACCCAGGGAGCUACUCAGACUGAAGUUCCUGGCAUGAAGAAAUGGCAGGCCCCCGAGCUAUUGGCUAGGAGGCCUGCCAAUCAUAGCAGUGACGUCUGGUCAUUUGGCAUCUUGUUGUUUGAAAUGGCGACCUUGGGUGAUGCUCCGUUUUCAGAUAUCUCCGUCAACGAGCUUCUACAGUUUCACCAGAGAGGGAAAACACUGAGAAAGCCAGCCAACUGCUCCAACUCACUGUACUCCAUCAUAAAGGCCUGCUGCCAAUGGAAGGAGCAGGAUCGCGCCACAUUGGCUGAGGUCGACCGCAAGCUCCAGUCAGGAGAGAAGAGUGCCAACGACAAAGUCCUCAAGGUGCCUGAGCCAAUCAACAUCGAGCAGUACCUGCAAGAGGCUGGAUAUGGAGAGUCCAACAGCUACACUGUUUUCUGAGUGGCGGCUGUGCCGGCCAACGAAAUGCACUAUGCUGAGGGACGACGGUGGAUAUUUAUAUAUGUUUGCCUCCAUUCAUUCCAGAAUAUUCAUUUCCUUCUGCCCUUAUUCAUGUCUUUGUACCAUAGACUUAAGAUAGGUAUAGUUGAACAGACACAAUCGUUGAGUCAACCUCAGUUUGUAGUUGAUUGUGUAUACCAGUAGAGGCUGCUGAGGGGAGGACGGCUCAUAAUAAUGGCCAGAAUGGAGGUAAUGGAAUGGUAUCAAUUUCAUGUGUUGGAUACCAUUCCAUUAACUCAAUUCCAGCCCUUCCACUCCAUUCUAGCCAUUAUUAUGAGCCGUCCUCUCCUCAGCAGGGUCCACUGAUGUACACUACUGUUCAAAGGUUUGGGGUCACGAACACAACGUGCCAUUGGAACACAGGAGGGAUGGUUGCUGAUAAUGGGCCUCUGUAUGCCUGUAUAGAUAUUCCACUAGAAAUCAUCCGUUUCUAGCUACAAUAGUCAUUUACAAUAUUAACAAUGUCUACACUGUAUUUCUGAUCAAUUUGAUGUUAUUUUAAUGGACAAAAAAAAUGCUUUUCUUUAAAAAACAAGGACAUUUCUAAGUGACCCCAAACUUUUGAACGGUAGUGUAUAUACUGUAUAUCAGGGAUGGGCAACUCCAGUCCUCAGGGGCCUGAUUGGUGCCACACUUGUGUCCUAGCCCCAGCUAACGUACCUGACUCCAAUAAUCAACUAAUCAUGAUCUUCAGUUGAAAAUGCAUUUAGUUGAAUCACCUGUGUUUGCUAGGGAUGGGGAAAAGUGUGACACCACUCCGGCUCCCGAGGACUGGAGUUGCCCAUCCCUGCUGUUUAUUAAGGUUUACAAAUCUUGUCUUCAAAAUGAUUGUGUAAUAGGAGUAAUAAUAUAUGACUAGAAAUCA
Molecule: messenger RNA, 2490 nt
Organism: Salvelinus fontinalis (brook trout)
Lineage: Eukaryota; Metazoa; Chordata; Actinopteri; Salmoniformes; Salmonidae
Product: tyrosine-protein kinase STYK1-like
Exons: 9
Coding region: 150-1565 (471 amino acids)
Biological process (GO): multicellular organism development; protein phosphorylation; cell surface receptor protein tyrosine kinase signaling pathway
Cellular component (GO): signaling receptor complex
Molecular function (GO): transmembrane receptor protein tyrosine kinase activity; ATP binding
Source: RefSeq, a predicted model, not a curated record